ACCCAGAAGAGAGAGAAAGAGAAGGCGAAGGGAGAGAAAGAGAGAGACAAACGAACCAGAAGAGAGAAACGCGGCGUUUAGCUUCAUUCUCUUUUCGUUUCUCUUUUUCCUUGCCACUGACGACCACCGUCGAUAUCUUUUCGCUUUCUCGAUCUAUCGAAUCAGAUCGCCCCAGGGGUUUCGCCAAACGCUUCAUCUCGCUUUAUUUUCUCGGGAAAAUUUCUGCAUUCUUCGUUGAAAGCUCCCGAUUCCUCUUAGUCAAACGCAACCAUGGUAUUCUGGGUCUUUGGAUAUGGUUCACUUGUGUGGAACCCAGGAUUCGAGUACGACGAGAAAGUGAUAGGUUACAUCAAGGACUACAGGCGUGUGUUUGAUCUUGCGUGCAUUGAUCACAGAGGUACACCUGAGCACCCUGCUCGGACUUGCACUUUGGAGUACCAAGAAGGAGCUAUCUGCUGGGGUGCUGCUUAUUGUGUUCGUGGAGGGCCAGAAAGGGAGAAAUUGGCAAUGGAGUACUUGAAAAGGAGAGAAUGUGAAUAUGAUUUGACGACCCUCGUCGACUUUUACAAGGAAGGGGAGUUCUCUGAGACCGAGCCUUCCUUGACAGGAGUUAUUGUUUUCACAUCCACUCCAGACAAAGAAUCGAACAAGUAUUACCUCGGUCCUGCUCCAUUGGAGGACAUGGCAAGGCAAAUUGCAACAGCAUCUGGGCCCUGCGGAAACAAUAGAGACUAUCUCUUUCUGUUGGAGAAGGCUAUGUUCGAUAUAGGCCAUGAAGAGGACUAUGUGAUAGAGCUAGCAAAUGCGGUGAGGAAGGUUCUUGGAAUAGGCGGAAAAGGAUAUCCAAAGGAGAAGAAGUUGGCCGGGCCAACCCACCUCCCGCUCAAGUCCAACAUCCCGGCCCUCCAACUGCAUCCGCUGCCGGAAGCCAUCGCCAUGGACUCGUAACAUUUGAACACAGAUGAAGCUGCAGAUUGCUAACCCCAUAUAUCCAUCUCCCUAGUUUCAGAUUAAGAUCCCUUCGGCUUUUUUCAGUCCCCUUGUUUUGGUCAAGCUUAUUUUUCAGAGGCAUUUGAUGAUGCCGUAGAAGAGAUUAGGUGUGAGGAAAAACUAACUGCUGUUUUUCCUCUUUUACUUUUAACAUUUUGAUACAAUGUGGGAUGCAACAGUUAUAGUUAUUUUAAUUUAAGGAAUUUUACGUUGA
Molecule: messenger RNA, 1204 nt
Organism: Pyrus x bretschneideri (Chinese white pear)
Lineage: Eukaryota; Viridiplantae; Streptophyta; Magnoliopsida; Rosales; Rosaceae
Product: gamma-glutamylcyclotransferase 2-1
Exons: 9
Coding region: 271-948 (225 amino acids)
Biological process (GO): glutathione catabolic process
Cellular component (GO): cytoplasm
Molecular function (GO): gamma-glutamylcyclotransferase activity; glutathione specific gamma-glutamylcyclotransferase activity
Source: RefSeq, a predicted model, not a curated record